CACAAACGUAAAUUAGACAAAUAAAUUGCAGCAACACACAGACUUGAGCAAGCAAACAUAAAUGAAUGGACAUUUACUAAUAAAUUUCGGACACACACUAUUUAGAUACUUCAUUUGAUAUAAAAAAGAAAGGCCAGAUUUAUGUUUCAUUAAACACUUUUAAUAAGAAAAAAUGUUGACCUUUUAAGUUUUGCCAUAACUUUUAUUUAAUUAUUUAAUUACCUGGAUAUAACUAAGGAAUGUUAAAACAAUAUGUGUGUUACAUAAAGGUGUGCUUAUAGAGCAGACAAUUUAGUUGUAAAAUACCCAGCUUGGGGUCAAUUAAUUUCGGCUAGGCAUCCCGGUUCAAAGAAAUUGUUGAGUGAGCACAAGCAGGUGCUUGUCCCUCAUUGGUUAAUUACUCAAAUGCUUACACAAAACAAAUAAAGUUGAUUUUUUUUUAAUUACACUAGGGGUUAAUUUUAUAUCUUUAAUUUCAUUGGCUAGCAUAGCGUUGGUUCCAGAAGAAGCAAGGUAUAAAUAAAACAGUCGUCGAAAAAUCAACCAUUAUCUGGCAUGCCCAAAAGAAUCAACAUGAAGCAGAAUACAUGUACUAAGUACACCGAACCUCUCUUCAUUGAUACAACUUUAGAGUAUAAGAUUGACCGAAGCCGAUUCCCAGGCAUCGACAACGGCGAGCCUAUGUUGUUGGUUCAUUCCUCUACCAACUGUCUAUGCACCCAGACUCACACAAACGUCAUCGCCCCAGCUGCUGAUCACGAACUAUUCACCAUGAUUGACACUCUAGCAGAUGUAGUUACAGACACGGAACAGAUCCAACCAGAAAACGAACUGAACACGUGCUGCUUUGGAUUAUCGCCCGUCUCUCCUUUAACACUGAGUCGCCAAGAAGAUUUAUGCUGUGACUUCGUUAGCGAUUACCCAAAAGACCGAGAUUAUCAGAGUCUGGAUUCCCCUCUCAACACCCUUGAUGUUCUCUUUGACUUUGACUCGUCAUCUUCAUCGGACUCCAACCCCAGUGCUCUUCUUGAUGACCAGUUAUUUCCCAGUUUGUACAACCCGCACGAUCCCGCCUAUCUAUUGGACGACUCCUCAACAAUCUGUGACAUUGACUUGUGUAUCAUUGGAAUGAAAACCAGAAAACGGCGACACUCCACGGUUUACGAAGAUUCGCCAAAACGACGGAGGACUGAGUGUUGCUGGGUGGCGGAUCUGUUCGAGGAAGAUGCGGAUCUCCGAUGGAGCAGCUGAAAAAUUGUGACUUAGUGGAUACCAUAUUCAUUUACUCAAUGGAUCAAACGUGUCAGUGCUUGUUUGUAUUGUAUUUUUUGUUGGUGUAUUAAC
Molecule: messenger RNA, 1344 nt
Organism: Magallana angulata
Lineage: Eukaryota; Metazoa; Mollusca; Bivalvia; Ostreida; Ostreidae
Exons: 1
Coding region: 556-1251 (231 amino acids)
Source: RefSeq, a predicted model, not a curated record